Molecule: messenger RNA, 2969 nt
Organism: Choloepus didactylus (southern two-toed sloth)
Lineage: Eukaryota; Metazoa; Chordata; Mammalia; Pilosa; Megalonychidae
Gene: PRKAG1
Product: protein kinase AMP-activated non-catalytic subunit gamma 1
Exons: 10
Coding region: 1294-2358 (354 amino acids)
Source: RefSeq, a predicted model, not a curated record
UAAUGCUUCUGAACUUCUUGAGAGGACAUUUAGACAAUUGGUGAAGAGUUGAGGGGUUAGAUUAGUUGUAAGUGCUAUACAUAGAAAAUUAAGCAAACAAAAAGACUCCAGGGAAAACAAAGUUGUGAAAGAAAGAAGAACAAAAAACCAGAGUUUACUGUUUAGUGUAGCUCUGAAUAAUGUUUAGAGAGUCAAAAUGAUUUGAAUACUGAUGUAACCAACAUUAUGAUUUGACUUCUGGAAGAAUGAGGGGUUGGGAGGUGCAUGUUUGUGAUGAGAUCCUAGUAGGAAAGAGAACUAAACAUUGUCAUCUUCUUUAGUAGGAAGAUAAUAGAUAAUGCCCCAAAAUGAAAAAAUCAGAAAAUAGCAAUACAAGCAUAUUAUUUGAGGACACAGAAAUAAGUACCAGAAUAAUCAGCUAAAGGAAGUGAAUGUAUUCAUCUCUGGGGAGGGGUAGUGAGUACCAAAGACUUAUUUUUCUUAACAAAAUUUGUAGAACUGUUUGACUCUUUGAACUGUAUGCCUGUAUAAGUUUGGUAAAAAAUAAAAAACAAACAACAACUGACAUAGGAUUUAAGAGCAUGAUCUUUGGAGUCAGGCAGAUCUGUGUUUGAGCCUUAUUCUGUCACUUACUAAUGGUGUAACCCUGAGCAGUUUAACUGCUCAAAAUCUGUUUUCUCAUCCGAAAAAUGAGGAUAAUAUUUACCUUACAGAUUUGUUGUAAGGAUUAAAUGAUAUAAUUUUUUUAAACACACAUAGCACAUAGCACAUGCAGGCUAUUAUUUUUGGGGGGGGGGGUGUUGCUUCUCCAAUUUGGAGCAAGCAGUUAGAAGAAUGGAGAGGUAAUUAUCAGUCAGAAUUUCCCAUGUGGCUAGAGUGGGUAGAAUGCAUUUUGAUUCAAAGGAAGAUCCACGAAUGAGCCCUGAGGGUGUUUUGGGUCAGGAUGAUUGAAUGCUGGGCUCCAACUGAGUGUUGAUUAGAAAUAGCCCAGCUUAGACCAUGACUUUUCCAUCUGCAGGUCAUGGAAGAAUUUUAAGAAGCUUACUUAGUUUUUCAUCGUCAUGGAGUAGAGAGAACAAGUGAAAAUGUGCUAAAUAUAUGAAAGGAAAAUCUUGGGUUAAAGAUGAGAGCAAAACUAGAACAGGCUAAUGAGAGAUACAGACUUUCUGUUUUAGCCAGCCAUCUUUUGUUUAACAAGCCAAUGGAUAUAUUCCUACCUGGAGACUGAAAUUAGAUGGAAUGGUCUCUAAGGAGUUGAUCCAAGUUUUAUGAGAACAGUAGGAACAAAACAGAAUGGGAAGCCUUAAUGAAAAAUCAUGCUCUCAAUAUUUGAGAAACUACAACAGUGUUUUCUUUUCUCCUUCUUUUGGAUUGAGAGUUAUUUCACGGAAGGCAUUACUAACUAUCCCACCCUAUGCAGACACCCCAGAAUCCAACAAUAGCGUGUAUACUUCCUUCAUGAAGUCUCAUCGCUGCUAUGACCUGAUUCCCACAAGCUCCAAAUUGGUUGUAUUUGAUACUUCCCUACAGGUGAAGAAAGCUUUCUUUGCUUUGGUGACUAAUGGUGUACGAGCUGCCCCUUUGUGGGAUAGUAAGAAGCAAAGUUUUGUGGGCAUGCUGACCAUCACCGAUUUCAUCAAUAUCCUGCACCGCUACUAUAAAUCAGCUUUGGUACAGAUCUAUGAGCUAGAAGAACACAAGAUAGAAACUUGGAGAGAGGUGUACCUACAGGACUCCUUUAAGCCACUUGUCUGCAUUUCUCCUAAUGCCAGCUUGUUUGAUGCUGUAUCUUCAUUAAUUCGAAACAAGAUCCACAGACUGCCAGUUAUUGACCCGGAAUCAGGCAACACCUUGUACAUCCUUACCCACAAGCGCAUCCUCAAGUUCCUCAAAUUGUUUAUCACCGAGUUUCCCAAGCCAGAGUUCAUGUCCAAGUCUCUGGAAAAGCUGCAGAUUGGCACCUAUGCCAGCAUUGCUAUGGUCCGUACUACCACCCCUGUCUAUGUGGCUCUGGGCAUCUUUGUGCAGCACAGAGUCUCUGCCCUGCCAGUGGUGGAUGAGAAAGGGCGUGUGGUGGACAUCUACUCCAAGUUUGAUGUUAUCAAUCUUGCAGCAGAAAAGACCUACAACAACUUAGAUGUGUCCGUAACCAAAGCCCUGCAACAUAGAUCACACUACUUUGAGGGUGUCCUCAAGUGCUAUCUGCACGAGACUCUGGAAACCAUCAUCAACAGGCUGGUGGAAGCAGAGGUUCAUCGACUUGUGGUAGUGGAUGAGAAUGAUGUGGUCAAGGGAAUUGUAUCACUGUCUGACAUCCUGCAGGCCCUGGUGCUUACUGGCGGAGAGAAGCAGCCCUGAGCUGGGGAAAGGGAUCAGGCUGCUCUAGGGGAUAUGCUCUGCUGGGAUCACAGAUGAAACCUUGGGAGAACUGUAACUCUGUUCCCUGCUCAGGAGCCCCCUUCCCUUCUACUUGAAGCUUGGGGAGAAGUAAAGGGAGGAAAGAGAAUGGAGUUUUAGCUGCCCUCACCCUCACACAUACACAUAUACUUGAGAAAAUCUUUCAGGCUAACCUGUCCCAGCCCUUGUCCUCUUAGACAUAAUCCCCUUUCUGGGUAAACAAUGGGCUCUGUUCCCAUUAGGAGAAUUCUGAUCUCCAAGAGAUCCCCAGAUCUCACCAACCCUUGCCUCUUCCCUUGCACCUUUCUCCACCAGAAGGUAAAAGGACAACAAAACUCUUCAUAAAGCUAUUUUUAUUCAUCCUGUUUCAUGCUUUAUGGGAGCGGCUGAGUCUAUUAAGUGGCAUUUCUUCCCAUAAUGGGACUGGGGAGGAUCGUGAGGAGGAGGGCCUUUGGGUUCCUGUGCUGUACUCAUGUGAAGGCAGAUGGGGUUAGCUGGGGGAGGAGGGCAGAGUGGUUAGCUGAGGUUUUUGCUUUUCAUGGCGAAUCUAAUUAAAAUGACGGGAACCUCUU